This is a messenger RNA of Hydra vulgaris (swiftwater hydra), 811 nucleotides long. Its product is annotated as laminin-like protein epi-1. NCBI's taxonomy places the organism in Eukaryota, Metazoa, Cnidaria, Hydrozoa, Anthoathecata, Hydridae. The record is from RefSeq and is a predicted model, not a curated record.
UUUUUAAAGCACCAUGUUAUCUGAUAAAGUAUAAGAGGCAAAUGGUAAAUUUUGGAAAUAUGUUGAUUGAAAUUUUGACGUUACUUUCUUGCCUAAAAUUAGGCAUCUCUCAAGGUUGCACUAUAAACAAAGUUCAAUACCCGGUGGGAGAUUUUAUAAACUUUUGUAGAAAAUGUACAUGCCACAAUGACGGAUCAUGGGUGUGCCGUGCACAGUGUCGUUUUCCUUCUAUAAAAACAUGUCCUUACGGUCAGGCUCUAAAACAAGUUGAUGUCGAAGUAUUGAAAGGAUGCUUCUGUCAAAAGUCGAUCUGCGCCGACAUAAUGUGCGAUGUUCGUGGAAAAAGUUACCCUCCCGGUCCAUUCAUAAGCAAAUGCCAAAAGUGUAUCUGUAAUAAAGAUGGAUCAUGGAAUUGUAAAUCUCAAUGUUCAUUUGAAUCUAUCAAAUGCCCUUUGGGAAAAAAAGUAACUCGAAUAUCAACAGAAGUUUCAAACGGCUGCUUUUGUAACAAACUUGCGUGUGCUACUAAUCAAGAUACAGAGUGUAACGUUAAUGGAGUCAAUUAUCCUCAUGGAAAGUUCACUGCCAUAUGCAGCAACUGCAUUUGUAAUCAAAAUGGAUCAUGGAGUUGUUUUUCAUUGUGUCCAAUUUAUAAAGUACAAUGCAAAAAAAAAUCAAUCCAUAAGUUAUGUUCGUAAAGAGGUGAUUCCAGGUUGUUAUUGCGAGAAACCGAAUUGCGUAAAUAACAAUUGACGAAUUUUAUUUUUAAAUUCUAAAAUAUUUGUUCAAAAUAAAACUUAAACUCUUUAAA